UCUGAAGAAGAUAUAGUAAGCUUUGGCUCGGAGGUAUAUACAGCGUUUGUUUUGAAGGAAUAAAUGCAAAUUCGAUUCCAUUAAUAGAGUCAACAUUAUCCGUAUUCAUUUGAAAUUAUUGAGUAGCGAGGAAUCAUGGGAAAAGCACAAAACCACUGACAGCCUCACGUUUAUCGAUAAGCUCAAUUACAAUGGCCGCACCGACGGACACAGAAUUAAGGAAGGCUCAGCAAAAAGUCACAGAUUUUGUAUCAAAAUUGAAGACAUUGGGUGGCCCCGUUAAAAGUACGAGCGUUGCAAGCACUCGAAAGUGGUUGAAGCAUGUGCAUAUUGGCAUUCCUCCGUUGGACAAGGCGCUCAGGAGCCUUCGUGUUGAAAAAACGCAGAGAUAUUUAACAUUCAAUGGGGCGCCGAGUGGUACGUUAUAUAAGAUGUUCCGCGCGGCCGAUCUCACCGGAAUCAUGAAAUUGUCAAAGUUGAAAAUUCCGAUUCAAGCGAGCGACAAAUCAAUGUUUGAUGAACUCACAGCUACAAAUCCGGAAAAGUUGAAGCGGGAAAUGCAUGAAAUCGUAACAGAAGCCAGGCGCAAACAUCCCGGCCUGAACCCAAAGACUGUUGCAUUAAGAAAAAUGCCCAGAGAAACGAAGAGCGCGCUCAAGAGUUUUGGGAUGAUGGAUGACCCUUUCGAAAAAUGGCCUGCCUGGGAAGUUUCAAAACAGGGAUGCUGGAUGUACACUACUAAGGGUGCAAGAGCAUGGUGCAAAGUGAGAGAAUAUUCGUGUAAAGAAGAAGGAUUUUCAGCUUCUCUCCCUGUGAAUUAUAAGUCCGAAAGAGAAUUUUGCACUAAGCCAGUGAAUCAUUAUAACGUAACACUUGUGAUCAUGGCUAUUGUCAAUAACAACAACAACGCGGAUCCUAUAAAAAUGAAGUUGGCUCGGGCAGUUAACAUUCAAACUCGGUAUCUUAGCGAUAAAUUGAAGCAAAUGAUCGACACUCAAUUCGCAGUUCUAGAAGAUUUUGUUAAAGAGCUUCAUAGAAGGAACGAGCUGCCAGUUUUUCAUAUAUGCGGUGAGAAACACUACGCAAUUAAAGAAGACCCGGACGCAGCUUGCCGUAUGUGUGAUUCAAAAGCCUCUCCGAAAAGUCCUCAAUAUUCUGAUGUAUCUCAAUGGCCUAGAGAUAUAGCAUUUACAUGUAUCACAGGCAAUCGUGAAUGGGACGCUCUUAAUGUUACUAGGGAUGGACUAGGGGGGUCAGAAAUGGACGCGACCAGAGAUAGAAUGUGUAUUGGCUUAUCUGGGAAUCAAAAAGCGAUUUCCAGUGGGAUAUAUGCCAUAAGUACUUCGACUUUAUGUGGAAAAAUUGGGGUAUUUAUAGGGGCUGGUUGCGGAGCAUCUGCGCUAGGCAAAGCAAGUUUAGAAAAAAGAGCCAGAGGACAAGGGAGUUGUGGGCAAAGUAGUGGACGAGUGAGUAGUAAAUAAGGUAAAAGAGGUGGUCCGGAAGGAUCAGAUGAGCGAAGGAAUAAGGGGUCAGGUAACAACACCAAUCGGAAAUAGUAGCAAAAUAUCAAUUUCAUUGUCGCAAUAAUUGUAGGACUGGUUCUUGAGACUUUUUUGAGCAUUGAAUUUGUACCAAAACGCAGAAAUGAUCAACCGAAGGUUAACUAACGUAAAGCACUAUGUUUAAGAGUAAAACAAAAACAUUUACAACUGAGAGAAAACCCAAGGAAAAGUAUGGUAUGUGAAGGUUAGAAAAAUCAUACUUAAUUGGCGUCAUAUGCAUUUACACAGCACGCCGAUGAUAUGCUGACGUUGAAAACAUCAGUGAGGAGAGAUCAUUGAAUCUUCCGACAAUGUUCCUCCAAUUGCCAUUGAUUGUCUGUAAUUCCGUGCACACUAGAAACAGCUGAAUUCAACAGCUAUUGUACUCGAAUCAGUAAUCUCAACUCGUGCAUGGCUUUAACAUUGUUAUUUUU
Messenger RNA from Venturia canescens, 1975 nucleotides. RefSeq lists its product as uncharacterized. The record is from RefSeq and is marked provisional. Bases 192 to 1481 code for a protein of 429 amino acids. NCBI's taxonomy places the organism in Eukaryota, Metazoa, Arthropoda, Insecta, Hymenoptera, Ichneumonidae. The transcript has a single exon.